CAAAAUUACGAGAGCGCCAACGCCAUCGAACACGUCCCUCACGUUAGAGGUAAACAUGGUGUCGCGAAGAAGAAGCGACGAGGUACUUGAAUUGCGAUAGUAAAGAGAAGAAAGAAAGAAGAAAAGGGAAGAUGAAGAUUUCCAAGAAAAAGGAAAAGGCAAAUGCUGCGGGUACAGCGAAGCCCCAGAAGACAUUGUUUGAUUUCUUCCAGAAGCCGGGCACUUCCAGCACCCAGGUGGAGAAGGUGUUGUGCCCAGCAUGCAACACACAGGUCGUCAAGAGCAAGAUCAAUUGGCAUCUUGACCAGGACUGCAAAAGCAAAGAGAAAAAGAAAAUGAAGAAGGGAAAGAGAAGCGCAAUAAAAGAGAAAAAAGUGACAAAGGAUGGCAAAAAUAAGAAUAAGAGAAAGAAAGCCAUGUUGUCAGAGGAUGAAGAUGAGGAUGAAGAUGAUGAUGAUGAGGAGGAGGAUGAGGAUGUUGACAUCGAGAUACUUGAGCCCAAAAAGGAGGAAGAGGAUGAAAACUCUAAGGAUGAUUUCUAUAUCAAUGCCUCCAUGGUUGAGGUGAUGAUGGAUGAAGGCUGCAGCGAAAACACCAAGAAUACUCCAGUGCAAAGUACCAGAGAACCUGUUUCACCUUAUUUCUCGGGCGGUGUGCCACCAUCAAACGUCACUCCCGGAAAGAGGAAAGAGAAGGUCAUUGUUAACCAAAUUCCAAAGAUUGAGAGUAAUUCCAUAGCCCAGUUGCAAGCAGACUGGGACUCCCCUGAACCUACCCCAGAAAAAGCGAAGCACCCUUCAGCAUCAAAACCUAGGCAACCAACUCCAUGUUCAAGUGGGAAGAGCACUCCUCAAACAGUAGCUGGACAGGUCGUUAAAAAGAUGCUUGAGGAAGACUGGGGUUUGUGUUCUCCACAUACGACCCCUUUAAAAGACAUAAAGGGUGUCAAAGGCCAAAGCAAUGGCAAACAUACCCCAAAUAAUAAUGGUUACCCAGAACGCACUAGUGAUGAGGAAUUUCAAGAAGAGGUUAUAGUAUUUCGAACACCCAAGAAGCCCAAACCAAAGAAUAGUCCUAAGAAAUCUGGUAAGAAGUCAUCAGAAAAGGCCAGUAAAGAAUCUGUUGCUGAUGGGAAUAAGAGUACGCUGACAACAGAUAGAAUCAAUAAUGCACUGAGAUCUCCUGCAUCUAGUCAAGGAAGUACCGCUCUAGAAAGUGAGGGUGACAGCAUACCUUUAUUCAGCCCUAUCAGGAGUCCAGGGUUGGUAUCUCCUGUGCGAUCCCCCACACCCUCCCCAGACUGCAAAACACUCAACCCAGUGAUAAGGAAACUUUUCACGCCCCCAGUGUCUCCACACGAUUCCCCAGACAGUUCGCCAGAAGUUUCUCCAAGUAAACUCAAGUUAUCCCCCCAAAUCAAUAAUAAUGUACAUAGAUUUAAUAGAAUAAAUAAAGUUCUGUCUUCACAGGAAGAUGCAUUUGAUGCCCUGUCACAAAGCACCUCACAGAACAGCAAGAGUCCGAUAAAAAGUCCAGACAGGGGGAAACUGCUUGUCAGAACACCAAGAAAAAUUAAUCAGAGCAUCAGAAGUUCAGGACUCUUGCAUGAUUCCUCUCAGAGUAGUUUAAAUGUCAUAACCCAGAGGAAUAAGAAACAUCAAUCUCCCUCGGCCAGUAAUUCAAACUCUCCCGUGAAAAUGAGUCCAGGAACAUCCAGCCAAGCGAUGGAAACCAACGCGCAGGAGAGGACUCUGGUUCAUGAUCCUUCAAUAUACAGAGAUAGAAGAGGAUACUAUCUAGACAAUUUUAUGAGAAUCAUAGACACUGUUAUGUCACAGCCCCAAGACCUACAGCUUUUGAACUGUGAGGAUUUAGCAGUUAUAGAGACUUUUCGUGACUUAUCACUUUCAGCACAGAAACUGUAUGUACGACUUUUUCAGAGAAAAAUUAAGUGGAAUAAAGCCUCCAAGAUUGAAUAUAAAGACAUAUGUGAUGCAGAAGAUACAAUGCUUUAUAUAAAGGAGCUUACAUAUGCAAAUUUCCUGUUGAACGAGACAGAAAUGACCGGACUAGAGGAGGUGUUGGCCAUACUCUCUAGUGAAGAAUUGCAUGGAUUGUGUAAGGAAAUGAAGAUCCGUAGUAGUGGGAAGAAGGAGGAAUUAGUUUCAAAUCUCAUAAAAUUCACCAAACAACAGAAAAGCAUAUUCAGCGCUUUUAAGAAGACAGCGAAUGAGGACUCUGUUGUCCUGAAAAGGUACUCUCCCUGGAGCUCGGGAGCUAGACUUAUUCCUUGCUUAGAACCUGCCAAUUAUUUCCUAGAAGUGAUGGUCAUAUUAUUUGAGUGUCUUAGAAAUUUAUUAUCUCUGUUCUUCCCAAUCCUUGGCCAUUGCUGUUUGGUGAACAAGGAGGUGCGACGGGUGUUCAUGAGAGUCCUCAUGCUCUAUGGCCUCCCACGGUAUGAUGAGGAGGAUGAAGGAGGACAGCAAUCCCAGCUCACAACGCUCCUGAUGGUGAACAUGGGCAAAAUGGAGUUCCCUGAGUUUGAGGUCAUCAGGAACCAUUCCAUCUUCAGGACACGAGAAGACCUUCUCAGAUAUGAAACUUGCAAUCAGAUUCUCAUUGAUGUACAAGAGUGCAUGGAAGCACAGAAGUGGGAAGAAGCUUUGCAACAUUGCCAGCUUGCAGUAACAACCUAUCAGGAGCUUAUAUCCGAUGAAGAGUUGAUGAACCACGAGAAGUCGCUGCCAAGCUUCUUGCGUCGCUUUACAUCUGUGUCAGUCUUGAUUUACAUCUUGACGUGUUCUGUGGAGUGCCACCAGAGGCUGAAGAGUUACCAAAAGGCAGUGGAUCAGCUACAGGAUUUGCUGAAACAGAGAACGCAUUUGCAGGACUACAGAGGAAGAUGGUUUGACAGACUAGCACUCAAUUUGGCAACACAUUUGAAGAAGCCAGCGCAGGCUGUUGACGCUAUUCAAGAAGCUUUAAAGGAUCCCGAGGUGCGGAAAGGCCAUCGCCUUUCACUAAGCAUGAGAGCAGAGAAAAUGGCAGCUUCUGCCCGACAUAAAUCACUGGCAGCAACCAUUGCUGAAAUGCCUCUUAUGCACCCAAGAGAAGCACCAAAGAUUAUUAUAGAAGGCAGAAGUCUCCCAGGGGACAUCCCUGGAUAUAAGAGGGUUUUUAUCCGCCAAGAUUCAGCUCGCCAUGCAGGAGAAGGAGAAGUCACAGUGUGUUCUGUUGAGGAGUUGGUCUUGGGUCACUAUAAAGACCAGGGUUACACAGAAGGUUUGCACCGAGAAGGUACGACAGUGAACUCUCUAUUUGGCCUGUAUUUCUGGGAUGCUCUCUACUUGCCAGUGUCAGAUGUAUUCAGAUCUCCACACCAGGCGUCACCCUUAGAUUUGGAUGACCCAAACUUUUAUGCGGCCAGGAAAGAGUGGAUUGACCGAAGACUCUGUGAUAUGCGUCUUUGGUCGGAGGAAAGAGCAGUUAGUGAACUGGAGCAAGUAUGGACUCAACACAUUGGAAAAGUUUCCCUCGUGGCUUGGGACCUCUUCCGAAACCUAGAUCAUGCCAAGAGUUUGGUGGCAAGUAUGGGUACAAAUACUUUGGCUGCAGUGUGUGAGCGUCUUGCUAAAGAUCACAGGUUCACACGCAGUGGUUUCCCAGAUCUUGUGGUUUGGGACCCUCUCAAUAAAAAAUGUCGAAUUGUUGAAGUAAAAGGACCGAAUGAUCGACUGUCAACAAAACAGAUCCUCUGGCUUGAAUACUUGCUUGAUAGUGGUGCAGUUGCUGAAGUCUGUCACGUUGAAGCAAUUGGAGCCAAGAAGAUGAAGAAGGCAUCGCCUCGGAAGAUCUCACCCAAGAAAGUAUCACCCAAGGAGUCACCUCCAAAGUCAAGGAAAGGCGGAAAAAGGUCAAAUUGUGAUGACGGAGAGGAUGGUGGAAGCAACGAGAAUAAAAAGCAGGCAAAAAGAAGGAAGAAAGCGCCCAAGACUGAUCUGCCAAAAAAGGGGAGAACGGGUAAGUUGCAAGAUAAGGGGGAUGAUUCUGACGAUUUUGAAGAGCCUAGUGUUAAGAUUAGAACUGGGAAAUCCUAAUGUUUCUUUCUUAUUAUUGUUAUUAUCAUUAUUAUUUUUAUCAUUAAAAUUAUUAUCAUUUUCAUUAUUCUAGCAUGUAUGUGUAUGUGUAGAUAUGUGU
Penaeus vannamei (Pacific white shrimp) is the source of this 4197-nucleotide messenger RNA. The record is from RefSeq and is a predicted model, not a curated record. Lineage: Eukaryota; Metazoa; Arthropoda; Malacostraca; Decapoda; Penaeidae.